This is a messenger RNA of Nematolebias whitei (Rio pearlfish), 1167 nucleotides long. RefSeq names its product atypical chemokine receptor 4a (gene ackr4a). The transcript is spliced from 2 exons. Bases 46 to 1167 code for a protein of 373 amino acids. Gene Ontology annotation, cellular component: membrane. The record is from RefSeq and is a predicted model, not a curated record. Lineage: Eukaryota; Metazoa; Chordata; Actinopteri; Cyprinodontiformes; Rivulidae. Gene Ontology annotation, biological process: immune response; chemotaxis; G protein-coupled receptor signaling pathway. Gene Ontology annotation, molecular function: chemokine receptor activity; chemokine binding; scavenger receptor activity.
GAUAAGAGCAGGCGUUCACACGAGGACUGAAACACCCUUUAUCUGAUGAGCAUGGCUGUCACCGAGGACGCCGACUACUACUACUACCAUGAAAACGAAACAUUCAACUACAGUUACGAUGACUACCCCGCCUUGUGUGAGAAGGGCGACGUCCGAUCUUUCGCGGCCUUCUUCCUGCCCAUCAUGUACAGCCUGUGUCUGGUCACAGGACUGGCGGGGAACUUUCUGGUCCUGGCUGUCUACGUCUACCACAAACGUCUGAAGACAAUGGCUGAUGCGUUCCUGAGCCACCUGGCUGUGGCCGACUUGCUGCUUCUCCUCACUCUGCCGUUCUGGGCUGCUGAUGCUGCCAGAGGCUGGGAGCUGGGGGACGCCGUGUGCAAGAUCGUGUCGGCUUGCUAUACGGUGAACUUCUGCUGUUGCAUGUUGCUGCUGGCCUGCAUCAGCUUGGAUCGCUACUUAGCGUUAGCCAGAGAGCAGGGGAAAGACCAAAGAGGGUGCCUGCAGAGGCUUUUCAUCAGGAGGCACUGCUGGAAGUGGUGCUCAGUUGUUUGGGUGACAGCCUUCCUUCUUGGACUCCCCGAUUUGAUCGUCUCAGAAGUGACGUUGACGUCUGAUAGGAGCGUCUGCCUGGCCGUCUAUCCAACGUCCAUGGCUCGAGGUGGUAAAGCUGUGCUGGAGGUGGUGGAGGUGCUGCUGGGGUUCCUGCUUCCUCUGCUGGUCAUGGUGAUUUGUUACUGUAGUGUCGGCCGAGCACUAAGAAGCCUCCCUGUCGAGAGCAGAGGCAAGAAGUGGAGAGCUCUGCGAGUUCUUCUAAUAGUGGUAGGGGUGUUUGUCGUCACCCAGCUGCCAUAUAACGUGCUGAAAGUGUACCGUGCAAUGGAUGCAGUGUACGUUUUGGUGACUCACUGCAGGACGAGCAAAGCACUGGAUCAGGCAGCUCAGGUGACGGAAAGCCUGGCGCUCACCCACUGCUGCCUCAACCCAAUCCUCUACGCCUUCAUGGGCUCCUCCUUCAAGCAGCACAUGAUGAAAGUGGCCAAGAGGUUUGGAGAGAGGAGACGGAAAAAGAGCAGGAGACGAGAAGCUCCUGCUAUGGAGGAGGGGACUGAGAUGUCGUUUCACUCCCGCAGUGCGUCACAAGAAACAAACACAUUCUCAAUAUGA